AUGCCGGGUGGGCUCGCCCUCCCCACACUCUGCCGCUUUCUUCUCUCUUGGGCUUUCGCCAUCUUCCACAGCGCCCAGGGAGACCCAGCAUCCCACCCGGGCCCCCACUACCUCCUGCCCCCCAUCCACGAGGUCAUUCACUCUCGUCGUGGGGCUACGGCCACGCUGCCCUGCGUCCUGGGCACCUCGCCUCCCAGCUACAAGGUGCGCUGGAGCAAAGUGGAGCCGGGGGAGCUCCGGGAAACGCUAAUACUCAUCACCAACGGACUGCACGCACGGGGGUAUGGGCCCCUGGGGGGGCGCGCCAGGAUGCGUAGGGGGCAUCGGCUAGACGCCUCCCUGGUCAUCGCCGACGUGCGCCUGGAAGAUGAAGGCCGGUACCGCUGCGAGCUCAUCAACGGCAUCGAGGACGAGAGCGUGGCGCUGAUCCUGAGCCUGGAGGGUGUGGUGUUUCCGUACCAGCCCGACCGGGGCCGGUACCAGUUCAAUUACUACGAGGCGAAGCGGGCGUGCGAGGAGCAGGACGGACGCCUGGCCACCUACGCCCAGCUGUACCAGGCGUGGACCGAGGGGCUGGACUGGUGUAACGCGGGCUGGCUGCUCGAGGGUUCUGUGCGCUACCCGGUGCUCACGGCCCGCGCUCCGUGCGGCGGCCCGGGACGGCCGGGAAUCCGCAGCUACGGGCCCCGCGACCGGAAGCGCGACCGCUACGACGCCUUCUGUUUCACCUCGGCGCUGGCGGGGCAAGUGUUUUUCGUGCCCGGGAGGCUGACCCUGUCCGAGGCCCACGCGGCGUGCCGGCGGCGCGGGGCUGUGGUGGCCAAGGUCGGGCACCUCUACGCCGCCUGGAAGUUCUCGGGGAUGGACCAGUGCGACGGCGGAUGGCUGGCGGAUGGCAGCGUGCGCUUCCCCAUCACCACGCCGCGGCCGCGCUGUGGGGGCCUCCCUGACCCCGGGGUGCGCAGCUUCGGCUUUCCCAGGCCCCAGCUGGCGGCCUACGGGACCUACUGCUACGCAGAGUAG
Messenger RNA from Otolemur garnettii (small-eared galago), 1023 nucleotides. It is a transcript of the gene HAPLN2, whose product is annotated as hyaluronan and proteoglycan link protein 2. The transcript is spliced from 5 exons. Gene Ontology annotation, biological process: cell adhesion. Gene Ontology annotation, molecular function: hyaluronic acid binding. Bases 1 to 1023 code for a protein of 340 amino acids. Lineage: Eukaryota; Metazoa; Chordata; Mammalia; Primates; Galagidae. The record is from RefSeq and is a predicted model, not a curated record.